Molecule: messenger RNA, 1535 nt
Organism: Eruca vesicaria subsp. sativa (arugula)
Lineage: Eukaryota; Viridiplantae; Streptophyta; Magnoliopsida; Brassicales; Brassicaceae
Source: the annotation of a GenBank genome assembly
GACAAAUCAAGUUUACUGGCUCUCUCCUAAUUCCGCCACGUCAGCCAGGUGGAAAAAACGUGGCACGUUCAGUUGAAACGGAGCUUCAAAUCUGCGCUUCAAUGGAACUUUAGAUCGAUAUUUUCUUUUCUGGUUUCCCGGAAAAACUUGUUGCCAAUCGUCUCCUCCGUCUUGCUGUUCAACCAUGAAUAUCUUCAGAUUCGCUGGCGAUAUGACUCACUUGAUCAGUAUCUUAAUCCUCCUCCUCAAAAUCUACGCCACCAAAUCUUGCGCCGGAAUCUCUCUCAAGACUCAGGAGCUAUAUGCGUUUGUGUUCUUGACUCGUUACUUGGAUCUCUUGACGGAUUAUGUGUCACUCUACAACACGGUGAUGAAGAUCGUCUUCAUUGCUAGCUCUUUGGCUAUCGUUUGGUGUAUGCGUAGGCAUCCGUUAGUGCGGAGGUCUUACGAUAAGGAUCUGGACACGUUUCGUCAUCAAUACGUUGUGUUAGCUUGCUUUGUUCUGGCACUUAUCUUGAAUGAGAAGUUUACAUUACAAGAGGUGUUCUGGGCCUUUUCUAUAUACUUGGAGGCAGUUGCUAUCCUUCCCCAGUUGGUUCUGCUACAGAGAAGUGGGAACGUGGACAAUUUGACUGGACAAUAUGUUCUCUUUCUUGGGGCAUAUCGUGGACUAUAUAUCAUCAACUGGAUCUAUCGCUAUUUCACAGAAGAUCAUUUCACUAGAUGGAUCGCUUGUGUCUCGGGUCUUGUCCAAACAGCUCUCUAUGCUGAUUUCUUCUACUACUACUACCUAAGCUGGAAAACCAACACCAAACUCAAGCUUCCUGCUUGAGCAGAACCACACAAAUUUUGCAACAGUGUCACAUAAUCCAGGAAGUUACAACGAUGGCGACACUAGAGAAACGAAAAAACAGUGACAUGGUUACAAUCUAACAACGAGUCGAACAAUGCAGAAUUGUUGUUUAAGAUGUGCUUUUAGCCUUUGAAUGAACAUUGUAAGUUUGUAACUUUCACGUUGAGGAUAAAAUCAAAACUCUCAAGUCCUUCUGGUAGAACAGACAAAAAUCUGAAGAGCGAAACACUGUUUAUCUUUUGUAGUCUUUGUUCAAAACUGUAGCUCAGAUUAGAAGAGCAAAGUACAAUGUCUUUGAGAAAAAAACUUAAAACUAGUCUUCUUGAGUGUGUUUUACUUUCUUGGUUUUCUUUUUGUGCUCUCGUGUCUUCUUGCUUCUUACCUCGUCUAUCUCUUCACCCUUGGAGACUUUUUCUCUACUACGUUUCUCUUUCUUUGACUUCUUUUUCUUCACAGGAGCCUCCUCUGCUUCAUCUUCAUUCUCUUCCUCCUCAUCUUCAUGCUCCAUGAUCGUCAUAUUCUCUUCUGUUUCAGCCUCGACCACUGUGUUUGCUACAGCUAUCUCUGCUUCCACAAUAAUAAACCAAUCAUCUUACAAACGUACUAACAUAGGAAUACAUGAACAUAUGUGAUAUGUAAACGGUAAAAAGAAAACCAACCUUCUCCACUAAAGCCUGUGUCC